UGAAGAAGAAGGCAGAAAGAAGGCAGGCCGCAGCGGCCCGCAACGACAGGAGAGACGACGGUGGGUCACGAGAGCGACAACAACAUGCGCUCGAAGGCCAUAGACACACUGGGAGGAGCUCCGAGUGACGCAGUAUCAGCCGCAACAGACAUCGUUGUCUCGUGUGUGGUUAACGGGACAGGCGCCGAGUCACCCGCGACGCCCAUGGAGGUGGCACUGGCCGCCCACACAGAAGAACAGGAGCAGAAGCCGUUGAAUCGGCAAGAGGAAGAGACCAUGACAGCUACGCAGAUGCAAAAUGAACAGAGGCGAGAGCGGCACUGGAGACGCAUGGUACACAGCGAGUUGAGGGACCGACUAGUCGCUGCCAUGUUGGAGCAGUUGCAGCGGAUAACAGGAGACCCGGACGUGCGGCACUUGAGGAUGUGCGCGUCUCGCUACGAGUCGUUUGUAUGGAAGAAAAGCGCCAACCAGGUGCAGUAUAAGCAGAAACUGGAGCACCGCAUUGAGUCGCUGCGUCGCCAGCCGUCUCACGGUGAAAUCGGGGGUGUGGAGAUCUCGGUGCGACUAGUGGAAGGCCAUCGACUUAAUCUGAUUCGGUCGCCGAAUCAGGAGACCGCUGCGGCACCAUCGUUAGGCCCAUGUCCUAAUAGCCGACACAAAACUCAGAAAGAGAACCAUGUCGAUAAAGGAUGCGCCCCGCGCCGACUCAAUGCUAAAUCUAGUAGUCGCAGAUCUGGUAGCUUGAGUGGCAGCAAACGAUCAGGGAAGCGGAAAAUGCGGCCUUCCUCGUCCGGGUCGUCAUCAGCCACAGGCGGUUCGUCGACGCGACGAGAUGAAUUGUACUUCGCAAAGCUGCGAGUGAUGAAAACUCAAUACCGCGAUGAAGUCGCGUUGGUGUUCCGCGAGCUCUGCCGCGUGAACACGGUGAUCCAGCACUCAGCCAGUCUACGACGCCAUGAGUCCAACAAUCUGGGCGACUUCUUGGCCAACCUCAAGAAGAUAAUUUAUUUGCUGGAGCAGCAGCCAGGUGAGCCGUGCGGUAUGAUUCCAGCCCGCAAGCGUACAGUUGAGUACCUGGAUGUUGUGGAAUCCCACAUCCAACGGAAGGUGCUGCCUAUUCUCCUCCGCUUGCGCCACACAUACUCGACUAUUCUGCGCCCCAUCGUGCUUAAUUACAUGAAGAACAGCUUCCGCUUCAAUCGACGCUUUUGA
Messenger RNA from Phytophthora infestans T30-4, 1215 nucleotides. RefSeq lists its product as uncharacterized. Gene Ontology annotation, biological process: regulation of DNA-templated transcription. The record is from RefSeq and is a predicted model, not a curated record. NCBI's taxonomy places the organism in Eukaryota, Oomycota, Peronosporomycetes, Peronosporales, Peronosporaceae. The transcript is spliced from 2 exons. The coding region runs from base 85 to 1215 and encodes 376 amino acids. Gene Ontology annotation, molecular function: transcription coregulator activity.